Neltuma alba is the source of this 2307-nucleotide messenger RNA. Its product is annotated as THO complex subunit 1. NCBI's taxonomy places the organism in Eukaryota, Viridiplantae, Streptophyta, Magnoliopsida, Fabales, Fabaceae. The record is from RefSeq and is a predicted model, not a curated record. Gene Ontology annotation, biological process: mRNA export from nucleus. Bases 337 to 2160 code for a protein of 607 amino acids. The transcript has 22 exons. Gene Ontology annotation, cellular component: THO complex part of transcription export complex.
CACCGCAGUGAGACUGAGACUGGGACUCCCAAGGUUGUGAACAAUUUUCCUGCUCGCCUGUUUGAAAGUCCACUUCAUCCUAUCAUUACAUCGCUUCCAUAUUAUCUUAAUCUCCCAUUCCCUUCAAGCUCUCGCCUUUCUUUCUUCUUUUUCUCCAAUUUGGUUGCUUUCGCCUCUAGAGCUCCGAAACACCACUUCUGAUUUUCGUUGGCAAAGAGAAACCCUAUUUUAUCGUUGUAUGCUUGAAUUUGGGAGCUCUGCUCCUGGAAAGUGAGAAGCUUUUGAGCAUAUCGUUGGUUCUUCUCUGCUGAAGAGAAUUGACUUUGAAUCUCUAGUAUGGACGUCUUUAAAAGGGCCAUACUGCAGCCUGGCCCACCUGAAAGUUUUGCUUUGCAGACUGUUCAGGAAGUGAUUAAGCCUCAGAGGCAAACAAAAUUGGCUCAAGAUGAGAAUCAAUUCCUGGAAAAUAUUCUACGGAUGCUGCUCCAAGAGCUAGUGUCGUCUGCAGUGCAGUCAGGAGAGGAAAUAAUGCAGUAUGGACAAUCCAUGGAUGAAAGGGAGACACCUCAGGGUCACAUUCCUCGUCUUCUUGAUAUAGUGCUAUAUCUUUGUGAGAAAGAACAUGUUGAAGGUGGCAUGAUUUUUCAGUUGCUGGAAGACUUGACAGAAAUGUCUACAAUGAAAAACUGCAAAGACAUUUUUGGGUAUAUUGAGAGUAAACAAGAUAUUUUAGGAAAGCAAGAGCUUUUUGCUCGGGGAAAGCUUGUGAUGCUGAGGACCUGCAAUCAGCUUCUUCGCAGGUUGUCAAAGGCAAAUGAUGUGGUCUUUUGUGGACGAAUUCUCACAUUUCUGGCGCAUUUCUUCCCACUAUCUGAGCGUUCAGCCUUAAAUAUUAAAGGAGUUUUUAACACAUCAAAUGAAACAAAAUAUGAGAAAGAACCUCCUGAAGGUAUAUCUAUAGAUUUCAAUUUUUAUAAGACUUUCUGGAGCUUACAGGAAUAUUUUUCUAACCCUGCUUCCUUAAGUCUUGCUCCAACAAAGUGGCAGAAAUUCACAUCUAGCUUGAUGGUUGUGCUGAAUACUUUUGAAGCGCAACCUUUAAGUGAUGAAGAAGGGGGUGCUAAUAAUUUGGAGGAAGAGUCAGCUAAUUUUAGCAUAAAAUAUCUCACUAGCAGUAAGCUAAUGGGUCUAGAGUUAAAAGACCCAAGUUUUCGACGCCAUAUUCUUGUCCAAUGUCUCAUAUUGUUUGACUAUUUGAAGGCCCCUGGAAAAGGUGACAAAGAUUUGCCAUCUGAAAGCAUGAAAGAAGAGAUAAAAUCAUGUGAGGAGCGUGUUAGAAAGCUUCUUGAACUAACGCCUCCCAAAGGGAGAGCAUUUCUUCAUAAAAUUGAGCACAUACUGGAACGAGAAAAGAAUUGGGUAUGGUGGAAACGUGAUGGAUGCCCACCAUAUGAAAAACAACCAAUGGAGAAGAAAGCAGUACAAGAUGGGGCCAAAAAGCGUAAGCCAAGAUAUAGAUUGGGCAACAAAGAACUUUCUCAGUUGUGGAGGUGGGCAGAUCAAAAUCCUAAUGCUUUAACUGAUCCUCAGCGUGUUCAAACUCCUUCCAUUACGGACUACUGGAAGCCUUUGGCUGAAGAUAUGGAUCCAUCAGCAGGAAUUGAAGCUGAAUAUCACCACAAGAAUAACCGGGUUUAUUGUUGGAAAGGCCUUCGUUUUUCAGCUCGACAAGACUUGGAGGGAUUUUCUAGGUUUACAGACCAUGGCAUUGAAGGGGUCGUGCCGCUGGAACUUUUGCCCCCUGAUGUUCGAUCUAAAUAUCAGGCUAAACCAAAUGACAGAGCAAAACGGGCUAAAAAGGAAGAAACAAAAGGCAAUGUUCAUCAAGUUGAGGAAAAUCAGGUUGCUGCACCUGCAGCUGAGGCUGAUGGUGAAGCUGUGAGGACUGACGCAUCAACAACUCCUAUGGAAUAUGAUGCCGUUGCUGUCCCAGCUGCUCAAGGUGGAACCCCGACGCCAGAUGAACUCCAGAAGCAGAGCUCUGACACUGAUGUUGGUCCGGAAGCAGGGCAAUUGGAAGCAGAUGCUGAGGGUGAGGUAGAGGCUGGCAUGAUAGAUGGAGAGACAGAUGCAGAUGUUGAUUUAGAAGCAGUGGGCUGAAAUUUUCCAGAUCGUCAUGCUAAGGAACCAUGAUGAAACUGAGGGUCAAUGCCAGGACACUAUUUUGUGGUGAUAAGAAUGACAACCAUUGAAGCUCACGGACGGGAAGAAAGUUUUGAAUUUCUUGUGAUUAUGACUGAGGACAUU